Messenger RNA from Hypoxylon fragiforme, 1967 nucleotides. Its product is annotated as T-complex protein 1. The transcript is spliced from 4 exons. NCBI's taxonomy places the organism in Eukaryota, Fungi, Ascomycota, Sordariomycetes, Xylariales, Hypoxylaceae. Gene Ontology annotation, cellular component: chaperonin-containing T-complex. The record is from RefSeq and is a predicted model, not a curated record. Gene Ontology annotation, biological process: protein folding. Bases 155 to 1759 code for a protein of 534 amino acids. Gene Ontology annotation, molecular function: ATP hydrolysis activity; ATP-dependent protein folding chaperone; ATP binding.
CGGGAGCUUUGUCAAGAAAACUAAACCAAGUUUAUAACAUUUCCAAAAAAGAACUCCUUUCGUUUUUAAAGGACAACAGACAUCGUAUCUCAUCACUGUAAAAGCAAAAUAUACAAGAAGUCGUCAUAUAGAGUCUAUUUUAUUCCAUUUCAUCAUGGCCUCCACAGCCCAUUCCGCCCCUGGCGCUCAUUCUAAUGCCACCUUUAGAGACAAGGAGAAGCCUAUUGCAGUACGAUCCGCAAAUAUCGUUGCUGCCAGAGCUGUUGCCGAUGCCAUCAGAACAUCCCUAGGACCUCGAGGAAUGGACAAGAUGAUUAGGAGUGGGAAGGGAGAAACCAUAAUCACCAACGAUGGAAACACGAUGCUAAAGAGCAUGUCUGUCUUGCACCCCACAGCUAAGAUGCUUGUCAACCUCUCAGCAGCACAGGACGUAGAGGCCGGAGAUGGCACAACGUCGGUCGUAGUCAUAUGCGGUGCCUUACUUGGUGCUGCUGACAGACUACUAUCCAAGGGUAUUCAUCCUUCGGUCAUCUCCGAAUCUUUCCAGAGGGCAGCAGCGGCGGCAGUCCAGAUCCUCCACGAGAUGUCCCAGCCCGUAUCCCUCACCGACACCUCCACUCUUCUCCAAGCAGCCAACACUUCCUUGUCCUCUAAGAUCGUCUCCCAAUACUCAGGUCUACUGGGUCCUAUGGCCGUCAAUGCCGUUACCAAAACCAUCGAUAUCAAGACAGCAGAUAAUGUUGAUCUGAAGAAUAUUAGAAUAAUCAAGAAGGUGGGAGGCACGAUAGAAGAUAGCGAGCUGGUGGACGGACUGGUCCUAAACCAACAGGUCAUCAAAGGAGCUGGUGGACCUUUAAGGAUGGAAAAGGCGAGGAUUGGCUUGAUCCAGUUUCAGCUAAGCCCGCCCAAGCCAGAUAUGGAGAAUACUAUCCAAGUAAACGACUACCGCCAGAUGGACAAGAUUGUCAAGGAGGAGCGACUAUAUCUUCUUAACCUAGUCAAGAAGAUCAAGAAGGCGAAAUGCAAUGUUCUAUUUAUACAAAAGUCUAUUCUACGCGAUGCUGUUAACGACCUUUCUCUACACUUCCUCGCCAAGCUCAACAUCCUCGCCGUCAAGGACAUUGAGCGAGACGAGGUUGAGUUCAUCUGCAAAUCCACUGGCUGCAAGCCUAUUGCGGACAUUGACUCCUUCACUGAAGACAAGCUUGGAAGCGCCGACCUGGUCGAAGAAUCGCAGUCCAAUGGUGCUCGGAUGGUUAAGGUCACUGGCACGAGAUCGGCGGGGAAGACGAUUUCCGUGGUCUGCCGCGGUGCCAACAGCCUCAUUCUGGACGAGGCUGAGCGUUCGCUCCACGACGCCCUCUGCGUCAUUCGCUGCCUAGUCAAGAAGAAGGCGCUCAUCGCUGGUGGUGGUGCACCUGAGAUUGAGAUAGCAGCCCAGCUUACCAAGCAGGCGCGUUCCCUCGCAGGCACGGAAGCGAUCUGCUGGAAGGCAUUCGCCGAUGCGCUAGAGGUCAUACCUACGACGCUAGCAGAAAACGCAGGAUUGAACAGCAUCAAGGUAGUUACGGAUCUACGACAUCGACACGAGAUGGGAGAGAAGAAUGCAGGAGUUAGCAUCAAGAGUGGUGGUGUCAACUCGAAUAUCGCCAAGGAGAAUGUACUACAACCACUACUGGUGAGUACGAGUGCAAUCGAGCUAGCAGCGGAGACGGUCAAGAUGAUUCUCAGAAUCGACGAUAUUGCCUUGACACGGUAAUGUAUAGCACGUCAGGGGCAGUAGAUCACAGGGCUAAGACGGGAUGACAUACGAUACGAUAUUUACGAUCGUCUGUGAUUCGAUAUCUACCACCUAAUAAAGUGAUUUUACUAAGCAAAAGAGCUUACAAAUAUUGAUUCCAGAAGAGUACUACUUACAAAAUAGCUCCGAGAGAGUAUAGAACAAGUCGGAGUUAGCUGCCUAAGGG